AUGGGGACAAGAACAUUCCACAUAUUAAAACACUUCUUCAAAGACAUUACAAAUGAUCUUGGAAGCGACACAAAUAUCUCUGCAACUUGCCAAACGUGUUUGAAAACAAUAAAAGGAAGUUUGAAUGCUACAACUAACUUUUUGAACCAUAUAAAAAGAAAAGGACAUGCUGAUCUUUUAGCAGAGUAUGAGAAACUCAAAAUUCAACAUAACAAGAAGAGAAAAUGUGUUGGUGAUGCUAGUGAGAAGUCCACUUCUAAAAUAAUGAAACAAUUAACUCUUCCAGCCACCUUACCAAAGCCAGUUAAUUUCGACAGGUUACUUGUGAAUUUUUUGGGUACCAUGUCACCCAUAUCAAUUGUAGAAAAUGAAUUCUUUAAGGCUCUUAUUGAGGGUGCACAACAGUUAACUGUUCCACCGAAAAUUAUAUGCCGGCAAACAUGUAAUACAAAAAUUGCAGAACGGAGGUUUAAGGGAACACAUAGUUAUGAUAAAGUGGCCGAGCUGAUUGCGGAGAUUCAUUCUGAAUUUGAUUUGAAACUUUCAAAAAUAAUAAACACUAUUACAGACAAUGGAUCAAAUAUGGUCAAAGCUUUUAAGAUAUAUGGACAAGAUUCAGGUACAGAAUUAAGUGAAAGAGAAAUUGAAGUUAUGCAUGAUAAUGGUGAUGAUGAUGAUGAUAAUGUGUUAACCCUAACACAAUUUCCGGAGUCAUCUGAUGAAUUUGAAGAGGUGCAACUGCCUAAUCAUGAAAGGUGUGCCACACACACAUUACAUUUGAUAGCUUCAAAAGAUAUGGAUAAGGCUAUAUCCCAAAGUAAUUCAUACAAAAACUUUUAUGAUACAGCCAUGGCAAAAUGUCAAGCAGUUUGGAAUCUAUGUUCAAGGUCUCCGAAAGCCUGUGAAAUCUAUCUAGAAUCAACUGGAAAAUCCCCUACUUCUCCAUGUCCAACACGAUGGAAUUCAUAUUAUAAUUGCAUUCAAGAUCUACUAGCAGUAAAGGAUACCCUAAACGAAACUUUAAAAAAACUACAAUUGGUAAUUUUUAAAGAAAUUGAAAUCAAAUUUCUUCAUGAAUACAUAAGCUGUUCAAAGCCUAUUGCUGAGGGCAUCAGAAGUUUAGAAGGUGACAAAAAUACUUAUUACGGAUGUCUUAUACCAGAACUUAUGAGAAUGCAAAGAUUUCUAAGCAGUUUGCAAAUGGAUAACCCUACAUACUGUGAUGUAUUGAUAGAAGUUGUUAAAGAAAGUCUUAAUAGACGUUUUGAGAGGUUUUAUAAAUUAGAGGAGCCAAAAGAAAAAAUUGGCAUAAUAGCAUCUGUGUCUUAUCCCUUUUUCAAAAUGAAAUGGGUGCCAAAAGCCAACAGAGAAUACAUUAAAGAAGUAUUUGUUUCAGAAGUGAGAAAGAUAAAACAAGAACGUGAAAAGAGUUCCCAAGUCCAACAAACUGACUUUAAUAAAAAGAAGGAGAGAGCAGAAUCGUAUUAUAUGUUUGUUGAGGACUCUGAUUCUUCAGCAGCCAGUAAUAAUGCCAAUACUACAAUAGAUUUGGAAGCACUACAAUAUUUAAAAGAUGAAGACAAUACUUUAGAACCCUUGAACAAAUUUCCAAAUGUACGCUCCUUAGAAGCUUUGCCUCUGGUCGGAUUCUUUACUCAUUAG
Parnassius apollo (apollo) is the source of this 1662-nucleotide messenger RNA. The record is from the annotation of a GenBank genome assembly. Lineage: Eukaryota; Metazoa; Arthropoda; Insecta; Lepidoptera; Papilionidae.